AGCAGAACAGAGCAGGGCGCGCGGGAGCGGGGAGAGGAGGAGGAGGGACGUUAGUGAGGGCGAGCGCGCGCGAUAGAGAGAGAGAGAGACAGAGAGGGCGAACGCGCGCGCCCGCCCGCACUUAGGGCCAGAUGAGGCAGCUGCGGACGGCGCGUGAGCUUCGCGAUUGCAUUGAAAAGGGCGGCAAUAGGAGCAGCAGCAGCAUCCAAGGCGGCGCGCGCCCCGCGUGUGUGUGUAUAUAUUGUGCCUUUCAAGCGAGCGAGCGCGCGCCUGCCUUUUCCUCACACACACGUUGCCUCGCUGCGUGAGGCUUCUCCGCGCUCUCCCUGCAGUGGAGAGGAGAGUCUGCGCCUCCUCCUUCCAUCCUCUCCCUUCGCCCGCCUGCAUAGAGGAUGCUCUGAAGGUCCUCCCUGCCUCCCUCAGUCACUCACUCAACCGACCGGCGCAUGCUUCCUCCGCCUUGAGGGGGCUCUCCCCAACCCCCAGCCAUGCCCCCAGCGGCUUCCCGCGGCCUCAGCCUCCUCCUUCUCUACAGAUGACCAAGAAAUAGGCGGGUUGCUUCUCCCUCUCCCUCCCUCCUCCCUGAGACAGACAACCCCCGACGGAGGAGGAUGCCGGGGCAAAAGGGAGAGCAGCCCCGUCGGAGGAGGGUGGGCAGCGCGGCCCCCGCGAGCCCCUUCUGACCCCCAGGGGAGAGAGAGGAGGAUGCGGCUGGUGCCCGAGCUGCCUUCCCGCUCGGCUUGAGGCGCCGCGUUACCUCCUCCUCUGCGCUCCUCAUGCGCCCGCCCGGGUCUUGGAUAUGGGAGCCCUCGGGGGCCCGGAGGCAGCCUGGUUCUCAAGGGCGGGCAGCGGCUCGGCCUGGAGCGGCAGCUGCUGUUGCUGUUGCUGACAUCGUGGAGGAGGAAGAAGGACCGCGCUCUCCCCUCCCCGGCGCCCUCCUUGACUGACUGACUUUAUUUUCGUGUCAGGAGCGACAUGAGAAACUACAAGUCGCUUCUGAUGUGAGAGAAUUGGCCGUCUGCAAGGUUGUUGCCCGGUUGUUUUGAUGUUUUGCCGUCCUUGUGGGAGACUUCUCUCAUGUCCCCGCAUGGGGAGCUGGAGCUGACAGAGGGAGCUCACCCGCUCUCCCCAGAUUCGAACCGCACAAGGGUCUAACCCAUUGCGCCACCGCUGGCUCCUGACUGACUGACUGGCAGAUACACAGAGGGAUUGGUUUCCAAGGAGCUGGAUAUUCCUUGAUCUCUGGGAACUUUGUUUUGCUUGGACUGACUCCUCAAAAGUUCUGGAAACCCUAUCCUCCCCUGAGAGACUGGCAGCAGCUUUGGAGAUUGGUCCUCCUGAGGCCAUGAGUCGCAUUCCUCCUCCUGGUGCUUCCGCCUGCUCCUUGCUUUGAGGCACAAUCCCUCCCCCUUGGUGUUGGGGCAUGUCCCGCUCCAAUAGCGUGAGCCCUCCGGGGUUUGGUGCCUCUACUGCUGCUGCCGCUGCUGCUCUGUCCAGAGGUGGAGGUGGAGGAGAGCAGCACCGCUCUGCCUGGGGGGAGGCCGCCUCUGCCUCUGCCGAGUCCAGGGCCAAUGGCUACUCCUACCCACUCCCUUCCAGGGCCUCCUCGCUCAGGAGGUCUUCCCCCAUGGCAAGCAGGUGGAGGAGCGAGGAAGACUAUGAGCUCCCAGGCGGAGGAAGCAGGAACCCCCACGGGGUGAGUGGCUGCAGGAUGCUGAGCUUCAGGUCCAAAUCCGCCUGGCAGGACCACCACGGAGGCCUUGACAAGGGCCAGCCGCCCUCACUGGGCACCAGCCCCAGGCGUUACGGCGCGGAGCAAGGCGAGGUGCGCCCACGCUCUGUAGAGCUUGGCCUGGAGGAGAAGCGCAUCAAGGCCAAGAUCGAGGAGCUGGAGGAGGAGGAGGAGCGGCUGGAGGACGAGAGGAGGUCCCAGAGGGUCUUCUCCCUGGGCCGCUGCUGCGCUGCCCUGCUGCAGGUCUUCAGGUCCAAGAAGUUCCAGUCAGAGAAGCUGGAGCACCUCUACCAGCGCUACUUCUUUCGCCUCAAUCAGAGCAGCCUGACCAUGCUGAUGGCCGUGCUGGUCCUGGUCUGCCUGGUAAUGCUGCUCUUCCACACAGUCCAUGGCCGCUACCAGGUGCCCUACGUGGUGGUGCUGUCCCUGGCCAUCCUCCUUAUGGUGGCCCUGGGCGCCGUCUGCAACCGCAACGACUUCCACCAGGACCACAUGUGGCUCAUGUGCUACUCCGUCAUCCUCGUGGUGUUUGCCGUGCAAGUGGUCGGCUGCUUGCUGAUGCAGCCCCGGAGUGCCUCUGAAGGCAUUUGGUGGACUAUCUUUUUCAUCUACAGCAUAUACACCUUGCUGCCGGUCAGGAUGAGGGCUGCUGUCAUCAGCGGCAUGGUACUGUCUGCCAUCCACCUGGCCAUUUCUCUCAAAAUCAAUGCAGAAGACAAGUUUUUACUGAAACAGCUGGUAUCCAACAUCCUCAUCUUCAUCUGUACAAACAUUGUAGGGGUGUGUACACAUUAUCCAGCUGAGGUGUCCCAAAGACAGGCAUUUCAGGAGACCAGGGAAUGCAUCCAAGCCCGUCUACAUUCUCAGAGAGAAAACCAGCAGCAGGAGCGCCUCCUGCUCUCCGUACUUCCUCGCCAUGUUGCCAUGGAGAUGAAAGCUGAUAUUAAUGCCAAAAAAGAAGAUAUGAUGUUUCAUAAAAUUUACAUCCAGAAGCAUGACAAUGUUAGCAUUCUUUUUGCGGACAUAGAGGGCUUCACCAGUCUGGCCUCCCAGUGCACUGCUCAGGAGCUGGUGAUGACGCUGAAUGAACUUUUUGCCAGAUUUGAUAAACUUGCAGCUGAGAAUCACUGUUUACGUAUAAAAAUCCUUGGCGAUUGCUAUUACUGUGUAUCUGGAUUACCUGAAGCAAGAGCCGAUCAUGCGCACUGCUGUGUUGAAAUGGGAAUGGAUAUGAUAGAGGCCAUCUCAUUAGUGCGAGAGGUAACGGGCGUCAACGUCAACAUGCGUGUUGGGAUCCACAGUGGGAGAGUUCACUGUGGAGUCUUGGGCCUCAGAAAAUGGCAGUUUGAUGUGUGGUCAAAUGAUGUCACGUUAGCCAACCACAUGGAAGCAGGUGGCAAAGCAGGGCGAAUCCACAUAACAAAAGCUACAUUAAACUAUCUGAAUGGUGACUACGAAGUGGAGCUGGGUUUUGGCGGGGAACGCAAUGCUUAUCUCAAAGAGCAUAGCAUAGAGACUUUCCUCAUUGUACGAUGCAGCCAAAAAAGGAAAGAAGAGAAAGCAACAAUAGCCAAGAUGAAUCGUCAGCGCACUAAUUCCAUUGGCCACAACGCUCCACACUGGGGAGUGGACCGCUCUUUUUACAACCACCUUGGCAGUAAUCAGGUUUCCAAGGAGAUGAAAAGAAUGGGUUUCGAAGAUCCGAAUAACAAGAAUAUUCAGGAAAAUAUGAAUCCAGAAGAUGAGGUGGAUGAGUUCCUGGGCCGAGCAAUUGAUGCCAGAAGCAUUGAUCGCUUACGUUCUGAACAUGUCCGGAAGUUUCUCUUAACAUUCAGGGAGCUUGACUUGGAGAAGAAGUACUCCAAACAGGUAGAUGAUCGAUUUGGUGCAUACGUGGCAUGUGCCUCCCUAGUCUUCCUCUUCAUCUGCUUCGUUCAAAUCACAAUUGUGCCACACUCUGUAUUUAUGCUGGCAUUUUACCUGACCUGUUUUGUGAUCCUGACCACCGUAGUGUUUGUUUCAGUUAUUUACUCCUGUGUAAAGCUUUUUCCAGCUCCACUGCAGACCCUUUCAAGGAAGAUUGUUCAGUCCAGGACCAAUAACACCAUAGUUGGGGUCUUUACUAUUGUUCUGGUUUUCUUCUCAGCCUUUGCCAACAUGUUCACAUGCAGCACUGUGGACCUCCUCCAUUGUGUGGCUGAAGAGUAUAACAUCACCCCACAUGAAGUGGACAUGUGCCAUAUUAACGACUUUGCCUCCAAUUAUAGUCUGGGGACAGCGCAGGGAUUAUGUGCUGGCUCCCAGCCAAGCUGCAACUUUCCAGAGUAUUUUACCUAUAGUGUCUUACUGAGCCUCCUGGCCUGCUCUGUGUUCCUUCAGAUCAGCUGCAUCGGGAAACUCAUUUUGAUGUUGAUUAUUGAAUUUAUAUAUGUACUCAUUGUGGAAGUGCCGGGGCUUACCCUCUUUGAUAAUGCAGAUCUCCUGGUUACAGCCAAUGCCGUUGUGUUUCCCAAUGGGACGUCAAAUGGAAUGUGUCCUCCAAGUGUGUCCCGGGUGGCCCUCAAGAUUGUAACCCCUGUCGUGAUCACAGUGUUUGUGUUGGCGGUCUAUCUCCAUGCUCAGCAGGUGGAGUCGACAGCACGGCUUGAUUUCCUCUGGAAGCUUCAGGCCACUGAAGAAAAAGAGGAGAUGGAGGAACUACAGGCCUACAACAGACGGCUUCUCCACAACAUCUUGCCAAAGGAUGUGGCAGCCCACUUUCUUGCACAGGAGCGGAGGAAUGAUGAACUCUACUACCAGUCCUGCGAGUGCGUGGCCGUCAUGUUUGCCUCCAUCUGCAACUUCUCAGAGUUCUAUGUAGAAUUGGAAGCCAACAAUGAAGGAGUGGAGUGCUUGAGGCUUCUUAAUGAAAUAAUUGCUGACUUUGAUGAGAUCAUAAGUGAGGACCAGUUUCGACAGCUGGAAAAGAUCAAAACCAUAGGCAGCACAUACAUGGCUGCUUCUGGCCUUAAUGAUACCACUUAUGACAAAGUGGGCAAAACACAUAUCAAGGCCCUGGCUGACUUUGCAAUGAAGUUAAUGGAUCAAAUGAAAUACAUUAACGAGCACUCAUUCAACAACUUCCAGAUGAAAAUAGGGCUCAAUGCUGGUCCAGUGGUAGCUGGGGUCAUCGGUGCACGUAAGCCCCAGUAUGAUAUUUGGGGGAACACCGUGAAUGUAGCCAGUCGCAUGGACAGCACAGGUGUGCCCGAUAGGAUUCAGGUGACCACGGACAUGUAUCAGGUUUUAAUAGUCAACAACUAUCAGCUAGAAUGCCGAGGGGUUGUUAAGGUCAAAGGUAAAGGAGAAAUGACUACCUACUUCUUAAAUGAAGGCCCAUCAGCAAGUUAGCAGCAGUGGGCAAAAAGGACUCUCAAGAAUGGCUCAGUUUGAUUCCAACACCUCAGUAAAUUGGAGAAAAACCUGCUGUUCUUCAGCGAAUCUAAUACAAAGGCAUGGAUGAGGUUUUCAUGUGAUGCCUUCCUAGCAGGAUUGUGUGCAAGAAAAAAACCAGUUUGGGCUACAGAGCACAGAAGUUACUUGGCACUGCUGUGGAUCUCCCCCCACCCUCCAAGUUUAAACAUUAAGUGAAUUGACCAAAGAUUUAUGCUUAAUGGAAUUUGAAGACACAGAUUUAAGAUCUUCAAUGAGGCUGCUAAGCAGGACUUAAGAUAUUUAAGUAUUUAUUUCAAGUAACAAUGUUUUUACUUGGUUGAAGGAAAGUAUGAUUCAUUGCGACAAAAGGAAAAAAUGAAGAGCAUUACUUUGGAAAGGCUGUGCACUUCCAUACUAUUUCUGGUCUGUGCUGUUCAGCUCCUUGAAGUAUACCACUGUUCCUUUAUUAAGUGUUUGAGUGGGCUUUGAAAAUUAAAAAUGCCACCCACUUAUGCUGUAUUCAAGGGGCCUUCCUAAGAGUGCCACGAGUAAGGUUUUUACAUUGGAAAAAGAUGCCUUGUUACGUACUUCUACCGUCCCUACACUAGAUGUGAGACGUAUUCUUUUUACCAGGACUGAUGCAUUAAAAAGAGAGAUUAAGAGUGAGCUUUGCUUAAGGUGAGGAAAAUGACUCUUCAAACAUACUCAUCACAUGAAAAGGCCUUCGUGCUCCUGUUUGGUGCAUAUCUGUUUACAUGUGAAUGAUUAGCUGUCAGCAUGAAACACGUGGACAAGGAGAUUUCUCUAAAGUGUGAGGGACUGCUGGUUUUGGUGUGGGCUUUUUAAAGGAUUUUUUAAUAUAGACGAUACUGAGUUCUAAUACAUCCAAAUUCUAUAUUUUGUAAACUCUCUGAACAGGCACACAAGAAGUAAUCCAUUUGUAGUGGGGUGCACCAAAUUGCUUUGUGGAGGGAUGUGAAGCAGGGUUGGGCCACUGCCAUGCAGCCAACUAAUUUAGCCCUGGCACCUAGAGUGGCAUCUGCCAACCAUGAGGCAGAGCAGAGAUAUAUUUGGACUCUGUCUAGCACCCCUUAGCAGCUGAGCCGCUUCUAUGGCAUCACCAUGAGUGAAGAUUCCUGGUAUUUGGAAGGGGGUCAAGUGUUGCCGAGGGUGAACCCACACACUCCCUCCCCCCUCCCCCGCCUGGUUCCCUUUGAGGGUCGGUCAGGGCUAUGCAAUGUUUCUGCCCUCCAGUUCUGGCUCAGCCGUGGGGCUGUGCACAUAGGGCAAAGUGGGAGAUGUACAUAAGCUAUCGAAUUGUGUGACGUUCUUUUCAUUAUUUUCUGAAUUGCAGACUUGGCAGUUUUCAGACAAACCCUGUACAGGCCAGGAAAGAAACCUAAUAAAUCCAAACGAAGGGAUGCUUGAGUUUGUUUUGAAGAAAGUAAGUGCAUGAAAUCUAUGAUCAUGCAAACAAGGAAAACCAAAAAGACAGAAUAACCAUAUUCAUUAAUGGUAUUAAAAGGAGAUGGGUUCAAGAAGUAAUUAAGAAACAAUUCUGAAAUUGUUAUUUGUCAGAGGAAUUAUAGUGACAAUUACUUCCGUUGUGUAUUUGAACUAAAGCAGAUGAGGCAAGCUUUUCUUUUUGGAAGACUGUAUGUUUACAACUCGUAUAUUAAUUGCCUGUAGUGCUUCUACAGAAUCUUACCUAGAAUUUUUUGCAUUCUUGGACUGAUGUUGUGGAAGUUUUAUUCUUAGUUUGUACUGACUGCGGAACUCACUUUGAAGAUUUAAGCAGGUUUUCCCCCAUCAGAACCAAGCAAUUAAUGCCAUUGCUAGAGCCUGUGAGGAUAUUGUUUGUCCUCUCCUGCAGAACAAAUUGGGAAAAAAAGAGAGCCAGGGUCUUGAGUUAAAAGAAAGAAGGGAAUUCUUAAUAGAUGCAUUACUGAAUUAAAUACAUUUUGAACUUUCAAAGGAAAAGUUCCCUCCGUAUUUUAUUAAAAUAUAUAAAUGCAUGAAAAGCCUAUAUUUUUAUAUUUCAGGGGGGAUUUUGAUAUUAAAUUUGGCUGUCUCAAAAUGACACAAACUUUUGACUAUUUUUUCCACUUCUCUCAGGGCAGAAUUUCCAUAAUGUUAAUAACCUAAGGAUUGCCCACUGCUGGCAUUUAAGGCAUGGGCUUUUGUUUCUAUAUUUGAUCAAGGAAUGAAAACCAUGGUCUCAGUGAAGUUGUCAUAAUGCUCAACACAACUGUAGCAUUGACCUGUUUUAAACUAGAGUUUCAACAGUCUCUCGCUCUUGUUUCAAUCCCUUCCUUUGCAAUAGGGCAUAUCCUGGAACAGUAGCAUAGCCUGACUUCUAGAAAACUGCCAAGUCUGCCCUUGUACUAUAUUUUUGAACCUUUAGAGAAAUCCCCAUCUGAUUUGCAAAGGUUUUUAUACAGUAUUGCAGCUUGUUCUUCAUCACCUUCCUUCCACCCUUUGUUUUUGCCAUCAUUUACCACUUUCAGAUUUUAAUUAAUAGCACAACAACAUAGGAUCAUUUUGUUUUCAGUUUGCCUCCUGCUUUGAAGUGUGCAUUCUUAACAUUUGAGCAGACCACCUUGCGCGAUUGUGUUGUCAAUGAAAUUUUCAGUCGCCUGUAUCUCUGACUGUGAUUGUUGACUGUGUCAUGAUCAUUUCAAGGGGUAUGCACUCUUUAUUUGGGCUCUUGCAAAAAUUGAUACAGUUAUGAUUUCCCAUGGAAAUUGCAAUCUGUUUAAGUAAUUUAACAACUAUAUUAAACACUGUUUAAAUUGUGAA
Anolis carolinensis (green anole) is the source of this 7945-nucleotide messenger RNA. RefSeq names its product adenylate cyclase 5 (gene adcy5). Gene Ontology annotation, cellular component: plasma membrane. The coding region runs from base 1424 to 5122 and encodes 1232 amino acids. NCBI's taxonomy places the organism in Eukaryota, Metazoa, Chordata, Lepidosauria, Squamata, Anolidae. Gene Ontology annotation, biological process: cAMP biosynthetic process; intracellular signal transduction; adenylate cyclase-activating G protein-coupled receptor signaling pathway. The transcript has 21 exons. Gene Ontology annotation, molecular function: adenylate cyclase activity. The record is from RefSeq and is a predicted model, not a curated record.